This is a messenger RNA of Aricia agestis (brown argus), 2356 nucleotides long. RefSeq names its product protein PIEZO homolog. Lineage: Eukaryota; Metazoa; Arthropoda; Insecta; Lepidoptera; Lycaenidae. Bases 57 to 1808 code for a protein of 583 amino acids. The record is from RefSeq and is a predicted model, not a curated record. The transcript is spliced from 2 exons.
ACCUCCGGACUAGCAACGACGUCGCCAGUGUCUAGUGACUUGUGAUUGUGUCCACGAUGCGAGCAGUAGCAGCGUUUGUGCUCGUCACCGUAUUAUCUUUGUCCAUUGCCGAGGAGACAACCAGCAAAGAUAAAUAUGAGGACCAGCAGAACAUCAUUGAGACUAAACCUUCCGCUCGCUUAGAUCCUUACAUUAGAAAGGCGCUUCUGAAAGCCCUCAGUGACCUAGAAGAAAAUGCAAGCGUCACGACUGAUCUGGAUUCAUCCGACGAGACUACCAAUGAUGGCUCCAACACUGACUCCUACGCAACGGAAACUGGCAAAGAAAAUAUCAAAAUCCAUUCAUUCAUCGUAAAUGGUCAAGAAGCAUUCGCUCAGGGUUCGAACACAUCACCAUUCAAGGUGGAUAAGAAAAUUUCUAUUCUGAGUUCAACAGCGGGUAACGUGGAGAACGUGAAUGGUGAUUCAACCCUACCAACAAAGGAUCCUUUCACAGAAAUCCUGCAAGCGAGAGAAACUGCAGCCAGCUCACAGCAAGUGAGAAGUAUUCAGAGCACACCAAAAUCGUCCACUAGUUUUAUCAAAGGAAACCACAAGUAUUCGAAUUUUAAACCCUUCAGAACAUCAACGACAACUUCUACCACUACCACUACAACGACAACAACGACAACCCCAAAACCGACGCAUAACGAUGAUGGAGAGAAUAUCGAGGAGGUAGAUAAGAAAGACGUGCAAGUUUAUCAGGCUCCGCUAGUUGCAGCUUUCACAGUCCAACAAGAUGCUAAUGGCGUCCCGAAAAAUGUUUUUCCUAUCUACCAACAGAUCAACAACAACCAAGAUCUGAAACUGGCUGGCUCCUCGAAUUUCCUCACUAAUAACCCUAACAAGGGGCAAAAUGAUUACAUUUCUCUACAGUUGAGUCUCCAGAGAGAACUAGAAGAAAAACAGCGUAUUCUAGAAGAGCAACUAAAACUGUUGCAGUUCCACCAGAGACAGCAGGAGCAGAUAUUGAGACAGCAACAAUUGCUGAUACAACAGAAAGACGCUCAGAGGCAGCAACAAUUGUUGUUAGAACAAGAAAAGCUAAACCGACUCCAACUUGAACAACAAAGGAACAAUGCGAACUUGAAUAACUUUCAGCCGCCCGUUCUAAACAAACCAGUGCCGAAUAUUCCCAUUCCCACAAACAAUCCAUUGCCCUUAAGUUCCCAAGUUUCAAUUCAAAAGAGCGUCACCUUGGAUCAAAGUAAUAUCAUUGCGAAUCAGCAGCAAUUGCCCAAUAGAGAAGCUGUAGACUUUCUGUUACAUUUACGGAAUCAACAACAAAAUCAAUUUCCAUUACAACAAAAUCAUCUUCCACAGGGAAUAGAUACGUUCCUUCGACCGAAACCAACUGUAGCCUUCAACCAGGCUACAAACCUAAACCAGUUGACAGCUUUCGACGACUUACCACAGAGACAGAGCAAUCGCGUCUUCCGUCAGGAGAGCGGCGUGGGAAACUUCGGAAACUUCCAGAACAACAAUUUUAAUCCUAACAACGUGAACAACAAUUUUAACCCUAACAACGUGAACAACAACAGAUUCAACAAUUUUAACCCUAACAACGUGAACAACAACAGAUUUUUUCCUGGAAACAGACCCAACCAGUUCAAUUCUGACUACGAACUGAAACAGUUGUUGGCACAGAGAGGCAUUCACGGGAGAGCACAGGAAGAUUUGAACAUCGUGUCCAAAGUUCUAUCCUUAAACCACGGGGUUCCAGUCAACAGGCCGUUCGAUAGCAGAAGACACAUCAGAAGUAUCUUAUGAAGUGACUUGUAUAUUGUACCAGAAAUGAAAUAGUCAACUAUACGAUAGGAGUACCUGCAAAAGUACUAAUUUUAAAUAUGAAACAGUUUACUUUAUAUUGUAAGUUAAUAACAUAUGUACCUACAUGUUUUCUAGCUUGUUUUAUGUGUUACUAUAUUAUCAUAAUCAAAACAUGAUUUUCGCCCAAACAAUCAUCAUUACAAUAUUGUUUAGUUAUAAUACGACCACAGGUACAAACUUUGUAUCAGCCAUCUUUAGUAUAUAAUAGAGCUUGUGAGAAAUUUUCUUGAACAUUAAUACAGUAAUUUGUACCGAUUUCAUCUUCACAAUAAUGAGGUGGAUUUAAUCACGUUCUUGAAAGUUAUAGAUGUACAUUCAAACAUUCAAGAUGCCCGUUAAUAUUAAAAUUAAGUACUUAAAAGUCGAACAAUAAUCAUUUAAAAAUUGUUAUAUUUUGGAUACUUGCAGUAUACUGUAUGACGAAUAUAGGUCACUAUACUCCAAUCGGGCUAACUUAUCGCUAGCGGUCAUUGACUCCCUGUCAAAAA